Molecule: messenger RNA, 2185 nt
Organism: Candidula unifasciata
Lineage: Eukaryota; Metazoa; Mollusca; Gastropoda; Stylommatophora; Geomitridae
Source: the annotation of a GenBank genome assembly
GUCUAUAGGAGCAAUUAUCGGAGGUGUUCCCUCCUUAAAAAAGCUCCAAGGAGCCAGCAACGAUGACUGGGUGGACAGACUUAACCACGUGUGGUCAGUGUUUCUCCUGGCCUUGUUCGCCAUCGUGGUCAGCACUGGACAGUUUGUUGGCGACCCUAUCCAUUGCUGGUGUCCAGCUGAGUUCACUGGGGCCUACGUUGACUACGCCAAAAGUUACUGCUGGAUUAAGAACACGUAUUACAUUCCCAUGGAUACGCCAAUCCCCAUUGACCAUGCCAGCCGAGAGUCUGAAGAGCUGACCUAUUACCAGUGGGUGCCAUUGAUUCUCUUGUUUAUGGCGUUCAUGUUCAAACUGCCCAACAUUCUAUGGAGGCUCUUUAAUGGAGGUUCUGGGAUCAACCUGGACAAGAUUGUGGACAUGGCUGAGAAGACCCAGCUGGGUUCUCCCGAAGACAGAGAUAAGACCAUUGACCACAUCUCCAAAUACAUGGACAGGUGGCUGGAGACUCACAGAGAGUAUCACUGGAACAGACUGGUCCGAGCCAAACAAGCUCUGGCCCGAUGCUGCUGCUUCUUCUGCAACAAACGAGCUGGCACUUACCUGACUGCCUUCUAUCUGUUUGUCAAAGUUUUGUAUGUGGCCAAUGUGAUCUCCCAGUUCUUUCUUCUGAAUGCCUUUUUGUCUCAGGACUACAACUUGUACGGGUUUGAGGUUCUUCAGAUGUUGGGCUCCAGUGACAGUGAGUGGAAGGAAUCUACCCGCUUUCCAAGGGUUACCCUGUGUGACUUCAAAAUCCGCCAGCUGCAGAACAUCCAGACCUGGACCGUUCAAUGUGUCCUUCCCAUCAACCUCUUCAACGAGAAAAUAUUCAUCGUCAUUUGGUUCUGGCUGGUGCUGGUUGCCACAUUCUCCUGCAUCAACUUUGUCACCUGGCUGUACCGUGUUGUCUUCAAGAGAAACCGUGCAGGAUACAUUAAGAAGUAUCUGAAAAUCAACAAUAAACUGCAGACUGGUUUUGACAAGAAACUCUGCCAGAAGUUUGCUGAUGAAUAUCUCAGAGAUGAUGGUGUCUUUGUCAUUCGUGUCAUUGCCAAGAACUCCACAGACCUAGUUGCCACAGAUCUGGUGGAUAAGUUGUGGAAGCUGUACAGAAGUGCUUUUGUGGCUUAUACAAAGUCCUUCUGCUGGGUGAAAAAUACAUAUCACAUUGCAAUGGACACACCCAUUCCAGUUGAAAGAGAACAUAGGGACUCCGAAGAGCUGACUUAUUAUCAGUGGGUUCCCAUUAUUCUUUUGUUCAUGGCAUUUUUGUUCAAAUUUCCAUCACUUGUGUGGAGAAUGUUAAAUGGGGGAUCAGGCAUCAGUAUGGACAAAAUUGUUAACAUGACUGAUGCAACACAGAUUGGCUCACCUGGAAAAAGAGAUGAAACUGUCGGCCAUAUUGCACUGUACAUGAACAGAUGGUUAGAGGCCCAAAGGCAUUACCGCUGGAAUAUCCUUGUACGCAUACGCCAGGGGGUCUCAAGGUUUCUCUGUUUCUGCUGUGCCAAACGUGAUGGAGCUUAUCUCACAGGGUUGUACAUUUUUGUCAAAGUCCUGUAUGUUUCCAAUGUUAUAAUCCAGUUCUUCCUUCUCAAUGCAUUCAUGGGAGGAUGGUAUAGCUUGUAUGGCUUUGAAGUGAUUGAUGGACUCGCAAGAGAUGAAAACUGGAGAGAUUCUCCCCGAUUUCCCAAAGUAACCCUAUGUGAUUUUGAGAUUCGUCAGCUGCAGAAUAUCCAGGUGUAUACUGUCCAGUGUGUGUUGCCCAUCAAUUUGUACAAUGAGAAAAUCUUUAUUUUCCUCUGGUUCUGGUUUGUCUAUGUUGCUGUCUGCACAUGUGGCAACUUUCUCUUCUGGAUCUGGCGAAUUCUUUUCCAUUCCAAUCGCGUGGCCUAUAUUAAGAAAUACAUGAAACUCUUGGAUAAGAUCAAGGAUGAGAAUGACAAGCAGUUAGCGAUCAAGUUCGCUGAUCAGUAUCUUCGGGAUGAUGGUGUGUUUAUUCUUCGCAUGAUUGCCCGCAACUCUAAUGACAUCAUUGUGUCUGAUAUCAUCAGAAAACUCUGGGAGUCCUUCUUGAAGAGUUCCAAAGUCAAGAGCAACAAAGAGGAUGAUGGUGAGAGUUAUGGAGGAGAGUCCCAUGCUUAA